UGACUGGAAGCUGUAAAUGACAGCCCAGUGAGAGCCCCCCCCCCCCCGGGGAGGGGGGGGAACGACUGGGACAGGGCCUAAGGUAAGAGAUAAGAAGAGUAGGUAGGAAACUGAGGGAAAAGGGGGCUCACCUGGAUCAGAAGUCUGGAAAUGGGCCAAGAUAGAGCAGCUGGGGGAAUGAGUAGUUUGGGUCACCUUCUCUGCUGAGUGCUGGCCAGGGAAGCCUGAGAGCAUAUAACAGGCAGGUGGCAAGGUUGGGGCAACUGGGGCCAGAACUGGGGGGAGGCAUGAGUGCAGAUGCAGGACCCAGAGUCAGGACUCAGCAGUGUCCCUACUCACCUACAUGAUCUGGGAAUCUUAUCUGUACCCUGCAGCUUAUCCUGUUUCCUAGGGAGGCGGACUCUCACACGCCUGGGCGUGUUAGUGAUGGGAAAGAGUAGAGUGCAGGAGGGGCCCCAGUGAGAGGCCCGAGAAGAGCCCCACCUUGGCCCUCCCCCUUCUCGUCUCACACUGCAAACCUGACAAGCACAGGUUAGGAGUAGGCACCUCUCCUGCUGCUGCUGUGCCUUUCAGCUUCCCAGGCUCCUCGCGGGCCCACCAUCCUUCUAGCUCCCGGCUGGGUGCAGAAGAAUGUUGGCCUGCUACCGGCCCCCGGGGAACGAGACGCUGCUGAGCUGGAAGGCCUCGCGGGUCACGGGCACGGCCUUCCUACUGCUGGCGGCGCUGCUGGGGCUGCCCGGCAAUGGCUUCGUCGUGUGGAGCUUGGCGGGCUGGCGGCCCGCACAGGGGCGACCGCUGGCGGCCACGCUCGUGCUGCACCUGGCGCUGGCCGACGGCGCGGUGCUGCUGCUCACGCCUCUCUUCGUGGCCUUCCUGGCGGGGCAGGCGUGGCCGCUGGGCCAGACGGGCUGCAAGGCCGUGUACUACGCGUGUGCGCUCAGCAUGUACGCCAGCGUCCUGCUCACCAGCCUGCUCAGCCUGCAGCGCUGCCUGGCCGUCACCCGGCCGUUCCUGGCGCCCCGGCUGCGCAGUCCGGCCCUGGCCCGCCGCCUGCUGCUGGCCGUCUGGCUGGCCGCGCUGCUACUCGCCGCCCCGGCCGCCGUCUACCGCCACGUGUGGGGAGACCGCGUGUGCCAGCUGUGCCACCCGUCGCCGGCCCACACCGCCGCCCACCUGAGCCUGGAGACGCUGACGGCCUUCGUGCUCCCCUUCGGGCUGGUGCUCGGCUGCUACGGCCUGACGCUGGCGCGGCUGCGGGGUGCCCGCUGGGGCGCCGGGCGGCACGGGACGCGGGUGGGCCGGCUGGUGAGCGCCAUCGUGCUCGCCUUCGGCUUGCUCUGGGCCCCCUACCACGCGGUCAACAUUCUGCAGGUGGCGGCCGCGCUGGCUCCGCCCGGAGGGGCCCUGGCGAGGCUGGGCGGGGCGGGCCAGGCGGCGCGGGCUGGAACUACCGCUUUGGCCUUCUUCAGCUCCAGCGUCAACCCGGUGCUCUACGUCUUCACCGCCGGGGAUCUGCUGCCCCGGGCAGGCCCCCGCUUCCUCACGCGGCUCUUUGAGGGCUCGGGAGAGGCCCGAGGGAGCGGCCGCUCUAGGGAGGGGACCAUGGAGCUCCGAGCUACCCCUAGGCUUAAAGUGGUGGCGCAGGGCCGGGGCGAUGGAGACCCCGGGGGCGGGGUGAAGGACAGUCAGGGAUGGGAACCUUGACACCAGACCCUACAACCGGGCCUGCCUCUUCCCUGUCCCCUUCCAUCGUCCCUCCCCCAGAACUCAGGGAACCACUCUGGAGCGUUUGGGGACCCUUCUCUGGCCACAGUUUGGAUCUUUCUGGGCAGAAUUAUACCCCUGGGGCAGGCCCAGGUACCUCUAAACAGAGGGACUGCAAAUGGUGAUGGUACUGUGUGCUUGCAGGUUGGCAUGUGCCUCUGUGCCAGAGCUGCUGACUUGCUGCCAAGAGCUACUGUGAAAUACACUGGGGGGGGGGGCAUUACAUGAUGGCAUAAGCAUGCCCCCGCUGGUAGUUUGUCAUGCCUGAGUUGUACUGAAGCCACCUGGUUCUCUCCUGGGUCAGCCCGAGGCUGGGCACUGCCAGCCUUCAGUGGCAUCUUGACUUGUCCUCCCCAGCCCAGGUAGCCUGGGUCUCCCAGGCCAACCUAUUGAACCACUCUGGAAAUAAAGGGAGAAAGCGGAAGGAAAGGUAUGGGUGCUUGAAUGAGGGAUGGGGGUGGGAUCCAUUCUCUGGGGUCUGCAAGAGCCGAGUGGAGAAAAACCUGGCUUUGGAAAGGGAAAGAUAAUCUGUGGGGUUUGAGAGGAUAGUUUUCCUGUCUUGCAGUUGGUACAGCGGGGGAAGGAGCCCUGGGCGUCAGAUUUGUCUUCCUCUCUGAAUCCAACUCUUCCCCCAAAGGUCACCUGACUCAAAAAGGAGCCCAGGAGCAGGCACAUGCUCACCCCUGGGGACGUUUGGGGCUUGGAGCUGAGCAGGUAUGGGGAGUGGUGUGGAUGGCUGGAGGACAGGAGAGUUUUUCAGGGAGGUGCCCCCUCUCCUUUGUCUCCUUUUUCUUUCUGCCAAAUCUUGACUCCUCCCAAGACUGCUAGCUGUUGCUCAGCACCCUCCAAUACUUCUUGGCCCCCAUCUUUUGGAGUCUCUCCAUCUCUAGGUCCUAAAGCUGUUCUGGAUCCCAACACUUUUGAGUUUGAGGAUGUAGGAUAGGAUUCUUUAUUAGAGGGUGUCCACGUGCACACACAUGCGGUCACUAGCGUGACCGACUCGUCCUUGUUUGCCCAAGGCUUUCCCAGUUUUAGUGCUGAACAUCUCUUGUUCCAGUCCUCUCAGUCCUUGGCAAACUCUGAUGGCCGUUUACGUGAGUGCUCCCUCGGGACCAUCACCCCAGGUUCUGCAUUAGUGACUGUUUACACCACCCAGGCAGAGGCCAAGAAACAACAGACGAAAUUCAGUCCUCAGGGUCAUGCCAGGGCCACCCAAACUGGGGCGGAAGUGGAGCUCUGGAUUUGGGGGGCAGGAAGUAUGCUUAGAGUAUCUAGUCUGGGGUGGAGGAAGAAAGGCCAUUGAGAGACAUGGAGGUGGGGAGUAGUUUGGGAGAGGAGGCAAAGACAACCCAGCUUCUGCCAGAAGGAGCCUCUGGUUAACCCUGGAGCUCUGAGCCAGAACUUUCAUCCCCAAACACCGACAGCAGGGGCUUCUUCCUGUUCUCAUGUGCCGGGGCAGAGGCUCCCCAACUUCCUCUCUUCCAUAGUCCCCGUCUCACAGUAUCUGUGGUCAGAAAGCCCUUCCUCAACUCUGCCUUCUUGCUGCGGUUUCAGCCCAUUUCUUUGCAUCACAUCCUCUGCCUCACAGCUGCUGGGUCUGCUCUGCGCUGGCCUUUUCUCAAAGCAGAGAAAGUGGGCACGCUGUGAAGGGUAAGGGACCGCAGUGACCACCAUCACAUGCCACGUCUUUCCUGACAAGUGACAGAGUUGGCAGGGAAGCAGGAAGGCUCACAGUCAGACUGAAGGAAAGACUUCUCAGAUCUUAGCCCCUGCAGGAGAGGUCACAGGGGGAGACUGCCCUCCCUCCAAGAAGGGAGAAGAGUGACCAUUUGGGAAGGCUGUUCCUCUUUGCACAUUCCUGGUUGCCCCUCCUGGCAGGGCAGGUGUGAGGCAUCACUGCCCCCACCUCCUCUCCCUGUGCUCAGGCUCCACCUUUUCUGUGUGUCUGAGGUGGGACUGGACAGCCAACUAUGGGAAGGUACAAUAGAGAGGGCGCCAACCUCUUUGCCCAGUGCCCAGAUCUUAAAUCCAAAUUCAUGUGGCAGGCAAGCCACACAGGCAAGUGUAAGGCAAGUGGCUGGGGAAGGGCGGAGAAACUGGCAUUCUGUGCGAUUCUAAGGAGAUCCUUUGGACUUUGGCUUCUGCCAAAGGGAAGGGAGAACUGACUGACCUAGAGCUGAAGCAACCCUUUUAAGUGAGGGAAUAGAUUUGGGUGCUGAAAGAGGGCCUUCCCCCUCCCCCUCCACUCAUGGCUUGAAUCCAAGCCAAAGACAGGGUGCUGUCCUGAUGUUACCUAAACCCAAACCCAUAACCUAGCCACAGGUCUAACCUACGCUUCCUAUUGAUCUAAGAAUCUGCAUUAUUUACACAACGUAUAAAGAUACCCAACAUUCCUGCCUCUCCAUCUGAGGCCAUUUCCCUUCUCUGGCUUCCCUCCCUCCUCCUGUAUGACAGUUUAUUACUCUGUCCAAUUCUCCGGUCUAGACCUGCAUCUGAGGGCACACCCCAGCCUACUCACUCCCUCACCCCCCCUUUCCUCUCAUUCCACCUUCCUGGGCUCUUCUCAUCUGGUCCCACCCAUGAGGAGUCUUUCUCCCUGCUGGGCUCUUCGGGAACACAAAGACUAUCUCCCCUCCCCUCCCCCAGUGAAGGGAGGGCUAGGAGUGUCAGCCCCACCCUCAGGAAGAUGUGCCUUCCCCCUCCUCUGCUUCUUGGUACUUCCUCUCUGGCGGACUUAGCUGACAGCACCCAGACCUGGGGCUGGGACCCUGGAACUGGGGCUGACCUGGGGAUAAGCUGCGCCACUCUGCCCUGACCUUGGGAUUGGCACCAGCUUCCAACCGGUACCCGGCAAAGCCUGGAAGUCCUUGCAGUGGCCACGGACACU
Molecule: messenger RNA, 4651 nt
Organism: Zalophus californianus (California sea lion)
Lineage: Eukaryota; Metazoa; Chordata; Mammalia; Carnivora; Otariidae
Gene: LTB4R2
Product: leukotriene B4 receptor 2
Exons: 3
Coding region: 631-1704 (357 amino acids)
Biological process (GO): inflammatory response; neuropeptide signaling pathway
Cellular component (GO): membrane
Molecular function (GO): G protein-coupled peptide receptor activity; leukotriene B4 receptor activity
Source: RefSeq, a predicted model, not a curated record